AUGGGUUCAGGGUACACAAAGAUACAUGCAUGUAUCAACAACUGCAUUCUUUAUUGGAAUGAGUACAAGGAUGAAAAAGUGUGUCCUACUUGUAAAGCACCCAGAUGGAAAGUUGACAGGGAUGGUAAAGUUUACGAGAAUGUUCCAGCAAAGGUAUUGUGGUACUUCGACAUCAUCUCAAGAUUUCAGCGGCUGUUUCAAUCGAAGCACACAGCAGAAGAUUUGAUAUGGCACGAUGCCACUAGAAACAAAGACGGUGUUUUACGUCAUCCGACAGACUCACAUGCUUGGAGAGAGAUAGAUAACAAUUUCCCAGAAAUUAAAGGUGAUCCAAGAAAUCUGCGGUUAGCAGUUUCGGCUGAUGGAGUUGAUGUAAACACAGGCACCAAACAUCACAGUGGAAAGAGAACAUGGGAUGCAUAUGCCCAAGAAAUGUUUACUCUACGUGCAGUUGUUUUGUGUACGAUAAACGAUUAUCCUGCUCUUGGUACACUAUGUGGUUGUCGCUAUGCUGGAUAUCAUGGUUGUGUGGUGUGUCGGAAAAAAACGCACAGUAUUAGGCUUCAUGACUCAAACAAGAAUGUUUAUGUUGGUUAUAGAAGAUUUUUACCCUAUGAGCAUCCGUUCAGAAGGCAUAAGGGGGCAUUUGGCGGAAAACAAGAGUGGGAGACUGCUCCAGAACCAAUGACCAGGGAAGAAAUGUAUGAGGAGGUAAAAUGUAUAAAGAAUUCAUGGGGAAAUAAGGGGACGAAUACUCAAGGGGAAGACGUGCAGGUUACACCUGGAAAAGGUGGAAAGAUGAAGCGCAUCAGAAAAACGAAAAUUGAGCGCAUCAGAAAAAUAUCAAAAGAAGUCGAUAGGUCAGGUGAGGAAGAGGAAGGCAUGGAAACCACUUACUGGAGCAAGUACAACAUAUGGCAGAGACUACUUAGAUAUUGGCGCUAUAAUGAUGUCCAACAUUGUAUUGAUUUCAUGCAUGUCGAAAAGAAUGUGGCACAAAGUCUUGUUGGAACGUUGCUGCACAACGGGAAUACAAAAGAUGGAUUAAAUGCCAGAAAGGAUUUGGUGCGUUUGGGGUUAAAAUCGGAGUUACACCCUAAGACAGAUGACAAAGGAACGAUACUUCCCGCAGCAUGUUAUACAUUAACUACGGAAGAAAAAGACAUAUUCUUGGAGACACUAUCCGAGUUAAGAGUUCCAGAAGGAUCAAUAUCUGCCAAAGAAAUCAUGGUGGAAGAGCUAGAUAAAUUGCAAGAGGAUCUCUGUGUGACGUUAUGCUUACUAGAGAAGGAAGUGAAGUUAUGCGGUCCGGUUUGCUUUAGAUGGAUGUAUCCUUUCGAAAGGUGUAUGAAGGUUAUAAAGGGGCAUGUGCGAAACAAGAAUCAACCUUGUGGAUGCAUUGCCGAAGAGAAUGUUGCAGAAGAGACGAUUGAGAUAUAUUGUGAGUACCAUAAAAGCAUCAGGACAAUUGGUAUUCCACUAGAUAGGCAUAAUACAUCUCAGGAGGGAGAACCGUUAUCAGAUGAAGAGCCGUGUAUAGUUACCCCUGAACAGUUGAGACAAGCACAUUUCUAUGUAAUGCAGAACACGCCUGAAAUUGAGCCUUACAUAGACCGACACAAGCUAUAUUUGGAAACUAACUAUUCUACUAAAAAGCGAGCAUGGCUGGAGAAAGAGCACUCUAACACUUUUGGCGCUUGGUUAAAAAAUGAGGUUGAAAAAGAGUUGGCAGACGACAGAGAAAGUAUCUCAGAGAACUUAAGAUGGAUAUCACACGGCCCGCACUAUGAGGUAACGAAAUACACUGUAUAUCGCAUCAAUGGAUAUCUAUUCCACACAAGAUCCCGUGAUGGUAGAAUUCACCAGAAUAGUGGGGUUAGCGUUGCAGCAAAUGACAUGCACAUAUCUAGAGAUGAUGACGUUACAUAUGGUAAAGCCUCUUAUUAUGGUGUCUUGCAAGAGAUAUGGGAGUUAGAUUACUGUGAAAGAAAAGUUCAUCUUUUCAAGUGCAAUUGGGUUGAUAAUAAACGUGGGGUCAAAAGAGAUGCUCUUGGCUACAAGAUUGUUGACCUUACUAUGUUGGGAUACAAAAAUGAUCCUUUUAUUUUAGCCUCACAAGCUAAGCAGGUAUUUUAUGUCAAAGACCAGUUGGAUAAGAAAAAGUCUAUUGUUUUUGUGGCACCUCCCAAAAAUUAUAGAGAUGACGAUGGCAACGAUGAGGAAUUCAGUACAGUAAUCUUUUCUGGGAAUGAUAAUAUCUUGCCGUCUGUAGAUCCACAAGACUUGGGUAAAAAAUCCCGAAAUGAUUACUUCCGAACUGACUGCCGAGGUUUACUUAUACGCAAGCCAAAAUGA
Messenger RNA from Papaver somniferum (opium poppy), 2355 nucleotides. RefSeq lists its product as uncharacterized. Bases 1 to 2355 code for a protein of 784 amino acids. The transcript has 6 exons. NCBI's taxonomy places the organism in Eukaryota, Viridiplantae, Streptophyta, Magnoliopsida, Ranunculales, Papaveraceae. The record is from RefSeq and is a predicted model, not a curated record.